GGAGCACGGCAUGUUUCUAGGCUCCGCCUCUCGAGCCUCGUCCAGGACGAGUUCAGCUCGAGCGAGUCCAGUGGUGGAGGAGAAACCGGACAGAGACUUUCUGGACAAAGGUUCCAGGACAGCUUUGACGCUGUCGGCCUCCACGCUCGCCUCUCUGGGCGGAGCUUCAUCGCGAAGAGGAAGCUGUGACACAUCGUUCUCUGUGGAGACGGAAGCGUCCAUCAGAGAAAUCAAGGACUCUCUGGCCGAGGCCGAGGAGCGUUACCGCAGAGCGAUGGUUUCUAACGCUCAGCUUCACAACGAGAAGUCGUGUCUGAUGUAUCAGGUGGAGACUCUGAAGGAGGAGCUGAGCGACAUGGAGGAGCAGCUGUGGGAGGCUCGACAACACUGUGGCGACACCACAAAGGAGUUGGAGCGCGAGCGUCAGUCUCACAGUUUCCUUCAGUUCCAGUUCAAAGAGAUGAAAGACACUUUGAGAAAAACUGAGGAAAUGCUGACG
This is a messenger RNA of Paralichthys olivaceus (Japanese flounder), 499 nucleotides long. NCBI's taxonomy places the organism in Eukaryota, Metazoa, Chordata, Actinopteri, Pleuronectiformes, Paralichthyidae. The record is from RefSeq and is a predicted model, not a curated record.